CAAAUGGAGAUGGAUACAUGUUACUUAUCCUGCGAUCGCCGGCCACUUGAUGCACAAUUAGCAGUGCACAAGUGCCCGGCUUUCAGGCAUUGUUUUGACAAGUGCACAUAUUUAGCGUUUUCGUUUUGUGUUCAUGUUAUUGUUGCCCAUUCCGAUCUUCACGCACAAUUUGUCGUCACCAGGCGAUGACUUAAUUCAUUUAGCAGAGCCAGAGAACUUGUAAAUGCUAUAUGGCAGUGGAUAUAGUCGGGUAUUCUUCUGGAGAACCCGCUCAGUUGCUCGCCAAUCGCCGCAGAAAACGGAUGGCGAUGGCAUUGGCUUUGGCUAUGGCAGUCUCAUCACCAUCACCAUCAUCAUCAUCAGCAGCCAACUAUUUGAUGGCGUUCCUUGCCCAGGAUAGCAAUAGUAGUGGAAGUGCAGCCAGUGCCAGUGCAAGUGGAUGCAGUGGAGCGACCGCCGAUUCGGAGGACUCCCAGAUUGGUCAGGAUGCUCAAGUGGAUCAGGUGAUAGGUCAGGGGUCAAACAGGAGGCGACCACCGCGCCAGAAAAUCAACGCAAGGGAGCGCUACAGGACCUUCAAUGUGAACUCGGCCUACGAAGCUUUAAGGAAUCUAAUACCCACGGAGCCCAUGAAUCGCAAGCUGUCAAAGAUCGAGAUUAUCCGUCUGGCCAGCAGCUAUAUAACGCACCUGAGCAGCACCCUAGAAACGGGAACUGAAUGCCAGCCUUGUUUACUGCACAAGUACGAGAACGAAGCGCUUGUAAGGAGGAUCAGCAUCUGCACCUUCUGCCUUAAAACCAAAUAAGAUUAAUGAUUUACUGAAUGUGUUCUAAUAAUUUAAGUUUUUCUGGUCGUAUCAAUUGCAUUUAAAUUAAUUAUUGAAAAAAAACUUUUGAAAUCAGCGCCCAAGAGCAGCGCCAUCUAUGGACAAUUAUCUGGAACUCGAUCCCUUACACUGUUAACGCUUGCAAAC
This is a messenger RNA of Drosophila gunungcola (fruit fly), 974 nucleotides long. Its product is annotated as transcription factor 15. The record is from RefSeq and is a predicted model, not a curated record. The transcript is spliced from 3 exons. Gene Ontology annotation, biological process: regulation of transcription by RNA polymerase II; developmental process. Gene Ontology annotation, molecular function: protein dimerization activity; DNA-binding transcription factor activity, RNA polymerase II-specific; RNA polymerase II transcription regulatory region sequence-specific DNA binding. NCBI's taxonomy places the organism in Eukaryota, Metazoa, Arthropoda, Insecta, Diptera, Drosophilidae. The coding region runs from base 231 to 806 and encodes 191 amino acids.